This is a messenger RNA of Acanthosepion pharaonis, 654 nucleotides long. The record is from the annotation of a GenBank genome assembly. NCBI's taxonomy places the organism in Eukaryota, Metazoa, Mollusca, Cephalopoda, Sepiida, Sepiidae.
AUGCUGGUUUUCCAUCUUCCCUCUGAUCCUUCUGUAUUUCUUUUCUAUUCAUGCUGGCUUUUCUCUCUUCUUUCCACAGUCCUUCUGUGUCCUUUUCUCUUCAUGAUGGCUUUUUUUCUCUUCCCUCUGAUCCUUCUAUCUUUUCUAUUCAUGCUGGUUUUCCAUCUUCCCUCUGAUCCUUCUGUGUUCUUUUCUAUUCAUCCUGGCUUUUCUCUUCUUUUCUCCUUCUGUGUCUUUUUCUUGAUGAUGGCUUUUUCUCUUCCCUCUGAUCCCCUUUCUUUUUCUAUUUCUGUCCUUCUUCUUUUUCUAUUCAUUCUGAUGUCUUUUUCUGUUUCAUCCUUCUAUCUUUUCUAUUCAUACAGUUUUCAUCUUCCUCUGAUCCUUCUGUUUUCCAUCUUUCUCUCUUCUCUGAUCCUUCUGUGUUCUGAUCCUUUUCUAUUCAUCCUUCUGUGUUCUUUUCUAUUCUCUUUUUCUCUCUUCUUUCUGAUCCUUCUGAUCUUUUUCUUCAUGAUGGCUUUUUCUCUUUCUUUCCUUCUAUUCUCUUUUCUAUUCAUGCUGGUUUUCCAUCUUCCCUCUGAUCCUUCUGUGAUUCUUUUCUAUUCAUGCUGGCUUUUCUCUCUUCUUUCUGAUCCUUCUGUCUCUUUUCCUUCAUGA